Messenger RNA from Thelazia callipaeda (thelaziosis nematode), 2667 nucleotides. The record is from the annotation of a GenBank genome assembly. Lineage: Eukaryota; Metazoa; Nematoda; Chromadorea; Rhabditida; Thelaziidae.
AUGGAUCAGAAUCCUCAAAUUGAGACUAUCAAUGGAUGUGAGCAAAAAGAUGCUGCUUUGAAUUUAGAGCAAACAGCUCAAUUAUAUCAUGAUUCAGUACUAUUAAAAAUAACACGAAUGAAUGAAAUUUUAAGAAUUAAAGAGAUAAAUCAUGAUUAUUUACUGCAAGAAUCGAUGCAUCAAUUACAAAACGAACUUUCCAUGUACCCAGGAUUUAUUGCUCAUCCAGACAUCGUAGACACAUAUGAGUUAUUAUUAAAUGAUCUGUCUCUGUACUCAUGGCGAUAUCAUGCAUUGUCUCGGGCCUUUCUCCAAAAAGAUUGCUCACUGUACAUGAGUGAACUUGAUAAACUUGUGGAAGAAAGGAAGAUGGAUUUCAGGAAAACUGGUUCAAACUUUGCGAAUUUUCAAAUCGCAAAUGAAAGAAUAUUAACUAAUCAGGAAAGAGAAAAAAGAUCUUUACUAAAGACUGAAAUAGAUUUAGACGAAAAAUUAAACGCAUUAACUGAGCAAGUUGGCCAACUUCAGCAAGAUGCAAGUGAUACUGAGUCAUCACAUCAUAAUAUUCAAAAAUACAAGGCUGACUUAACCUUUAAUACAUUGAAUGAUAUUUUACAGUUGCAACAAGCUGACAGUGUGAUGACUGAGAUGAAAGCCUUGAUAUACAGGCUCAAAAAUGAGGAUAAUUAUUUUAGAAAAAAGUACUCGGAUAUGGUACAAAAAAUGAACGUGAUGAUGAGUCAAAUGAUAAAAUUAUUGGUGGCUGAAGAAAAGGAAAAAACUACUGAAAAUGAAACUCUUCAGUCAUUUGUGGAAGAAAUAAGCAAAAUUGCCAAUAAUUAUUUCCUAUUAUUUAAAGAUCUUCGCGCAAAAAUACCUGAAAAACAAUACAAGAGUAAACUUGCUAAUCUUCUGCAAGAUCUAUUCAAACUUGUAUUUAAAGGAAAGAUGGAAUUAGAAGAUGAAUUGAUAGAGGAUUCAGAAUCUUUGGAGCAGAAAAGUGCUGAGCAAGAAGCACUAGAAAAAAGUCUGCAAAAACGAGGCAGUGAAUUGAAAGAAAAAAUUGCUCAUCAAGUUCGAGAUCUUAUGAAAAAAUACCGUACUGCAGACAUUCACUUAGCAGCUGUAUUCUUCAAUAAAACAAAAGAAAUGAUUAUUCGCAAUGAAAUUUCUUUGUUUGAUUCAAUGAUUGAAGAAUUAUCAGACUACAGACGACGUCAACAGAUGCUACAAUCAAUAGUAAAAGCAGAAAUGGAUGACAGGAAAAAAAUGGUAAAGUCAAUUUUUCGAGCACAUUUUCAGUGUGAAAAAGAGUUGUACGAAAAUUUAAAUAAAGAUACCACUGCUAUUUGGACAUGGUUUCAGGAUGCUUACAAUCAUGUGUACGAACUAGUGAACUCUAAAGCCAAAGUAAAAGUAUCAAAAAUAGAAAAUACCUUGAAAAAGUUAAUGGAUUGCUUGACAAUAGUUGAAAAAAGUUCGUUAGAAGACUGGCCAAUUCUCGUGUGUAAGUUACAAGAGUUCUUAAAUAACGGAAAGGAAAAGAGGGGAAAAAAGAAAGACGUAGCAAAAAACGUAGUAUGCGACAACUUAGAAGUUACUGAAAGAGAAAAAGUCGGUGAGGUCAUGGAAGCCUUGAAUGUUUCUGAAUCAUUCUGUGAGGAAUUCAGUGAUCAAGAAAUCGAAGAAACAGAAAGUGGUGCUGUAUAUAAAACUGAACUACAAGAGUUAAGGAAAGUAAUGCAGUUUUUAAGCGAAGACUUACAAUUUACUUGCACUACCCAACAGGAGAUAUUGCAAGCAAUGAGAUGUAUGGAAAAUUUGAAGUCUGUAGUAGAAAUACAGCAGAUGAAUUUAAACGUAGAAGCAUACAAGAAAUACGAUAUCUUGAAAAAGUUUUUGAAUUGGUUGGUAACCGAAAAUGAAGCGCUUAAUAAGGAGCUGGAAGAAAGGAACAAACGAAUAAAGCAAUUGAAGCGUAUAGCAGAAAAUUUUCAAUUUUCAACGUUAGAAAGAUUAGAGAGGGAGCGUAUCGUUGAAGAACGUCAAAAAAGCGCUGGCUCUAACAUCUCCAUAGAGCAAGAAAUUCAAAAAUUUGAAGAGAGGAUGAAAAUGCAACCGCAACUCUUUUCAUCGCAACCACAGAAUUCCAUAGCUCAUUUAUUGCAACAAUUUUCUACAGUACUAUCGGCAGUUUCUACAUUGCAACUGCAAUCUUCUGCACCGCAACCACAACUUUCUACAACGCAGCCGCAACACUCAUCGCAGCCGAAAUCAACACCGCUACUGAAAACCUCUAUAUUGCAGCCGAAAACUUCUACACCGCUAUCGCAAACUCCUACUUCGCUACCGCAACCUUCACCGCAAAUGCAACCUUCCCCACCAAAACCGAAACCUACUGCAUCGCAACUGCAACCUUCUACACCACAACCGCAACCUUGUACAUCGCAGCUGCAAUCUUCUAUACCACAAUUGGAACUUUCCACACCGCAACCGCAACUAUCAGAUACCUCUGCAUCGGCAAAGCUGUCUUCUACAUCACCUUUCUUAGAGCAACAACAAUCUUCUACAUCCCAACUGCAACCUUUGCAAACUCGCAUGCAACGAACUAAACCAGUUCAACAGCAUCCAGUAGCCAAGAAAAGAACUUCAAAAAGUAAGCAUUAA